Dendroctonus ponderosae (mountain pine beetle) is the source of this 404-nucleotide messenger RNA. RefSeq lists its product as uncharacterized. The record is from RefSeq and is a predicted model, not a curated record. Lineage: Eukaryota; Metazoa; Arthropoda; Insecta; Coleoptera; Curculionidae.
AUUUACCAUCACGACCAGUAACACGGACACAUGGACAGGCAUAGCGUUCUCCAACAACGAGCGAAUGUCGCAAACGGACGCGAUUUUGGGCUGGGUGGACAAAACGGGACGGCCCUUCCUAAUGGACACCUGGAUCAACGGCUACAGCCAGCCGUUUCUGGACUCCAACCAGAACAUCUACAACACGAGCGGCCGCAUAGUGGACGGUGUCACCACACUGUCCUUCUCGCGAAAGCGGGACACGAACGAUCCGAAAGAUCUCGCAUUUACGGACGACCAUUGCCUUUACAUGAUGUUCCCGGUAAAAGGGGGCGCUUUCAACAGUGUGAACAAGAAAAUCAAGAAGCACGAAGUCUUGCCGGUGGUGAGCACUGAGCGCGUUUGCAUCAAGUCCUGCGGCAAUG